AUGCCUCCGCCCACUAAGCGCCGACGAACAGAACCCACCGUCGUUGAAGAGAUCACUUUCGAUCCCGCCGCUCGUCAGGAAUAUCUUACCGGAUUCCACAAGCGGAAACUGCAAAGGGCAAAGCAGGCACAGGAAAUCGCCGAGAAGAAAGCGAGGGCGGAAAGGAUAGUAGAGCGGAAAAAGCUGCGGGAACAACGAAAGGCAGAAUUAGAGCGACAUGUUCAGGAGGUCAAUGCCCUGCUCAGACCGGUGUCCCCCACCAGCGACUCGAACGGCUCUUCUACAGAUUCCAAUGACGAAUGGACUGGGCUUUCCGAUCCAGAUCCAGAGCCUAUCGACCAUGAAGCAGAAUAUAUCGACGAAGACAAGUAUACAACUGUGACAGUCGAGAGUAUGGAUGUAAGCCGUGAGGGCAUUCUCAUGUCACAGAAUGGUCCGGGCAGUGGAGAAGACGAGAAACAAGCAGGGCCCCCACCAGAAGACUCGGUACCCGCGAAGAAGAAACGGACAUGGACAAAGGAGAAGCCUGAUGGUAGUGCCGACAAAAGUAGAAAGAAGCGGAGGAGUUUCCGGUAUGAGAGCAAAGCCGAGCGGAAAGCGUCACGUAAUAAAGAGAGAUCCAAGAAUCAGAGGCAAGCUCGAGAACGGCGGGCUGGCUGA
Messenger RNA from Capronia coronata CBS 617.96, 660 nucleotides. RefSeq lists its product as uncharacterized. Gene Ontology annotation, molecular function: RNA binding. Bases 1 to 660 code for a protein of 219 amino acids. Gene Ontology annotation, cellular component: nucleolus. The transcript has 2 exons. Lineage: Eukaryota; Fungi; Ascomycota; Eurotiomycetes; Chaetothyriales; Herpotrichiellaceae. The record is from RefSeq and is a predicted model, not a curated record.